CCCGUGCCUGACGGGCAGAGGACCCCGGAGCGCAGGGGCCCCCGGGCGACCGAGCCGAUGGCGUCCUCGGCCCCUUCUACAUCCGCUACCUCCUCCAACGCCGGAGCGGACCCCAAUACCGCCAACCUGCGCCCUACAACGUAUGACACCUGGUGUGGUGUGGCCCAUGGAUGCACAAAAAAACUGGGGCUCAAGAUUUGCGGCUUCUUGCAAAGGACCAACAGCCUGGAGGAGAAGAGCCGGCUUGUGAGCGCCUUCAAGGACAGGCAGUCCUCCAAGAACCUGAUUGCCUGUGAGAACAGCGACAGGGACGGCCGCUUCAGGCGCACGGAGACCGACUUCUCCAACCUGUUCGCUCGAGAUCUGCUUCCGGCUAAAAAUGGAGAGGAGCAAACUGUGCAGUUCCUCCUGGAGGUGGUGGACAUCCUCCUCAAUUAUGUCCGCAAGACGUUUGAUCGUUCCACCAAGGUGCUGGACUUCCAUCACCCACACCAGCUGCUGGAAGGCAUGGAGGGCUUCAACCUGGAGCUCUCUGACCACCCCGAGUCCCUGGAGCAGAUCCUGGUUGACUGCAGAGACACCCUGAAGUAUGGGGUCCGCACAGGUCAUCCUCGAUUUUUCAACCAGCUCUCCACUGGACUGGAUAUCAUUGGACUAGCCGGUGAAUGGCUGACAUCAACUGCCAAUACCAACAUGCCAUCAGACAUGAGGGAGUGUUGGUUGCUACGGUGAUGGGGCUCAGAGCAGAACCAAAGCAUGAUUGUGACCUCCAGAGGUGAUGGUAACUGAACACAUGAUUUCCAAGGGUCUUCCUCCUAAAUUUCAAGGGUCCUCCUAAGGAAAAUGGACAUACUCUUUUUGGAAACAAAAUUCUUCUACCAACA
Miniopterus natalensis is the source of this 884-nucleotide messenger RNA. RefSeq names its product glutamate decarboxylase 1 (gene GAD1). Gene Ontology annotation, molecular function: pyridoxal phosphate binding; glutamate decarboxylase activity. Lineage: Eukaryota; Metazoa; Chordata; Mammalia; Chiroptera; Miniopteridae. Gene Ontology annotation, biological process: GABA biosynthetic process. Gene Ontology annotation, cellular component: presynaptic active zone; cytoplasm. The record is from RefSeq and is a predicted model, not a curated record.